CAUAUAAAAUUAAGGCACGGGAGGCAUCGUCGACAACACGGCGGCAGUUAUCUGCCCGGCAACUUCGUGCCGGACACGGACGAGCCCGAGAGGGGUAACUGGGGACCAUGGUCGACACCGAGCUCCUGUUCGCGCUCCUGCGGCGGCGGGGUCGCUCAUCAGACCAGACAGUGUCUCGACAUAGAUGACAGCGGUCAUGACAGGUGCACCGGUGCCUCCAGAAGAUUCUUCUCGUGUAACAUUCAAGACUGUCCCGGCGAACCGACGGAUUUUCGAGCGGAGCAGUGCGCGGAGUUCAACAAUGUGCCCUUCGAGGGAACGUAUUAUGAUUGGAUUCCGUACACCGGAAGUCCCAAUAAAUGCGAACUGAAUUGCAUGCCGCGUGGCGAGCGAUUUUUCUACAGGCACAAAGUCGCCGUGGUCGACGGUACUCCAUGCGAAUCUGAAAAGAACGACGUUUGCGUCAAGGGCAAAUGUAUGCACGUCGGAUGCGAUAUGAUGCUGGGCAGCGAUGCCAAGGAAGACGCGUGCAGAGAAUGCGGCGGCGAUGGCUCAGAUUGCAAUACCGUUACCGGUUUAUUCGACACAGAUGAUCUCCAAGUGGGCUACAUCGAUAUUUUGCUCAUCCCGGAGGGUGCGACAAACAUCGUUAUAAGAGAAAUACAGCCAUCGAAUAAUUAUCUCGCCAUACGCAACACAACGGGACACUACUAUCUAAACGGGAACUGGAGGAUAGACUUUCCUCGCAGCUUGCGCUUCUCGGGCACGAUAUUCCAUUACGCCAGAGAUCCUCAAGGAUUUGCCGCACCCGACACCAUCACGGCCUUGGGACCGACAAAUGAACCGAUUUACGUCGUGCUGCUGUAUCAAGAUCGUAAUGUAGGUGUGCAUUACGAAUACAGCAUACCGAAGAAAUUCUCGUCGCGCACGGAUCCGGACAGUUACACCUGGGUAACCGAUCAAUUCUCCAGUUGCAGCGUCAGUUGUGGCGGAGGCUACCAAUCAAGACGGGUGGCCUGCGUGCGAAGGCGCGACAAUCAACCGGUGGAUGAGAGCCUGUGCGAUCCGCAGUUGGAACCGCCCGACACGCAAGGCUGCAGCGAGGAACCCUGUCCGCCCAUGUGGGUGGAAGGUCCGUGGUCCUUGUGCACGAAACAUUGCGGCGAGGGGGGCGAGCAGACGCGAGAGAUCAAAUGCGAGCAGAUUGUCUCGGGUGGAAUAGCCUCCGUAGUGGAUGAUUCCCAAUGUCUGGGAAAGGUGUGCAAUAGGGACGUGGAUUGCCCGCAGUGGCACGAGGGACCCUGGAAACCUUGCGAUCACAUAUGCGGGCCCGGUAAGCAAACCAGAACAGUCACGUGCUACAAAAAGAUUGAUGGCAAGAUCCAAGUGCUGGAAGAUGAGGCGUGCGAAACGGAGGCGCCGGAACGUGAGAAAGCUUGCGAGUUAAGACCUUGCGCCGGUCUCGAUUGGGUCACCUCGGCAUGGAGCGGAUGCGAGGAGAAAUGCGAUCUCACCAAAGAGACUAGAACCGCUCAUUGCGCUACCCAGGACGGCGUGGUUUACUCAGAUGACUUGUGUGACGCGGACAAGAAGCCAGAACUAGAAAGAGAAUGCGAGAAAGCCAAGAACUGCGACUUCCAAUGGUUCAUCUCGCAAUGGAGCAAAUGCUCGGCAGAAUGUGGAUCCGGCGUACAGACGCGCAAAGUGUUCUGCGGCACUUUCAGCGACGAUACAGUGAAAAAAGUCCCGGACGAGAACUGUGAUCCCGAAGAGAAGUUUGAAGACACCAAGAAUUGUACUGCCAAGGAACCGUGCAAAGGCGAAUGGUUUACAGGACCUUGGAGCAAGUGCUCAAAGCCAUGUGGCGGCGGCGACAUGACCCGUAAAUUGAUUUGCAUGAAGGAUAACAAAAUGGUGUCUCUGAGCCAGUGUGACGCCAGUAACAUCAUGUUCUCCACCGAAAAAUGCAACGAUCAACCUUGCGAGGAAGGCGUGACACCGACCGACGAAGAACCAGAUGAGAAAAUAACGGACUCGGAAGAAGAAGAAUGCGAGGAAGAGGAGGAGGAGGAGGAGAAGGGUGCUGUUGAAUACGGUCUCCCCGAGGGGAAGGCAAUGAAGGGCAAGCUGAUCGAGCAAACGGAACCGACACCUCUGAGCUCGCCGUUUAUCGGAAGUGACAUUUACGAUACCAUGUUUAGCGAUUCGACGAGAGGCGAUAUAUCGCCUUCCGAUUUGGGUAGCGGCGAAGGUAGCGGCGACGACAAUGAUUUCACCAUGUUCGAUACCAGUUUGUUCACCGGCAGCACGGUCCUCGAUACUGAUUCCACUGCAGUCGAGGAGAGCGAAAGUCCGGUGAACGAAACCACGAUGGAAGCCGGAACCGGUACGACGGAAUUCGGGACAGAGGUGACCGAAUCGUCGGACAUCACCGAAGAUACCGACGUGACGUUCGAAGGUUCCGGCACUACUAUCGAGGAAGGAUCCGGCACAAGCCCCGAGGAAGGAUCCGGAGCGAGCGCGUCUACAAAUGCGUUCACGGAGGAAACUACGGUGGAAGAAACUCAGGCAUCGACGUCGGCUGUGACCGCGGAAUCCGACAUCUCCAGCGAAACCGCAAAAUCUACCACCAGUUCGGAAAGUUCGGAAAGUUCGGAAAGUUCAGAAAGUUCGGAGAAACCGACAAUGACCGAAUCCAGCGACAUGACGACUGGAUCCAGCGAUGUCACGACCGAAUCGGCUGAUACCGAUCUUACCACCGGUUCAACGGAAACCACAGAUCCAUCCAUUACCGAAUCAACAGAAUCUACCGAAACGAAGACAACUGACACCACCGAUACGGUGACGACCGACACGACGGAGACGCAAACUACUGAUACGACAGAAUCUACAGACACGACUCAAUCCACGGAAUCUCCACCAACUACAUCCUCUUCGGAAACGGAAACCACAGUUACGGAAGAAACAGAAACAACCGAGAGGAGCGACGAGACCACUGAAUCCAGCAUUACAACCGAGACAGCGACUGAGACAUCAACAAUGGUCUCUGAGCUGACGACCGAAUUAAAAGUGCAAGGCGAGUAUGAUUUCAAUUCGGAGGAACAGAGUACCGACGUCGUAACGACAGUAUCGGGUGCUACCGAAGAAACCGAUCUUACUACAACGAUUAGCACGGAAGAAAGUACCGUUUCCGAGACAAGCUCGACUGAUGAGACUGCAACUUCCGGCAGCGAAACAACCGAAACAACCGAAUCGGAACAAACCACGGAAUCAGGCGAGACAACUGAGUUGAGCGUCAGCACAACGGAAUUAACUGAGACAACGAAAUUGACUGAGACAACGGAAUUAACUGAGACAACGGAAUCCGGAUCGACGAGCGAAUCCAGCGAAGUUACGAUCAGUACAUUAAGUGCGACCACCGAAUCAGGUGCGACUACGGAGUCCGAAAUUACGGAAACCACCGAGUCAGGUGCGACGACGGAAUCGGAGGGGACAACUGUAUCGAGCGAAACGACCGAAUCAUCGGCCACGACGUCGUCUCUCGAGGAGACAACGAUAUCUGGUGAAACCACCGCGACGGAAGUUACGUCCUCUACAAUCAGUGGAGAAACCGAUCUUACCGAAAAGACUCAUGUCACGGAGAUAUGGACAACCAGCUUCCCAGAAACGACCGCGCACAAGCGGCAAUGCAAACCGAGGAAGACCUGCAAAAAGACGCCCUUUGGAUGCUGCUACGACGGCAUCACCGCCGCUCGUGGACCGUUCGGUCAAGGUUGCCCGACACCUCAAACGUGCAACGAUACACGAUACGGUUGCUGCCCCGAUGGCGUGUCGCCGGCCACCGGUCCGAAGAACGCGGGUUGUCCCGAUUCUCAUUGUAACGAAUCGCUCUUCGGCUGCUGUCCGGACGGUGUUACCACGUCGCAAGGAAAUGAUUACGAAGGAUGCACGAAACCGUGUGCAGAAACCGAAUUCGGAUGUUGUCCGGAUAACGAGACCGCAGCUGAUGGAAAGAAUUAUCUGGGAUGUUGUAACUCUACUGAGUUCGGUUGCUGUCCGGACAAUAUCAAAGCCGCUUCUGGUCCUGAUAGCGAAGGUUGCGAGGAGGAAGCCACUUCCGAAACAUCCCAAACAGAAAUAUAUGAGACAACAACGCAACUUAUCACACCAGAAGAUUGUGCAAACACCACCUACGGUUGCUGUCCCGACGGCAUUACCAUUGCGAAUGGCACGAACUUUGCGGGAUGCGGUGUCAUUAAUACCGAAAAUUGCAGCGCGUCCUAUUUCGGAUGCUGCCCUGACGGAGUUUCCGCAGCUCUCGGUCCGGAUAAUCAUGGCUGUCGGAUGCCUUGCCACGAUAGCGCUUACGGAUGCUGCGAGGAUGGGGUAACACCGGCGCACGGACCAAACAACGAGGGAUGUUGCUUAUCGACCCCGUACAAAUGCUGUCCGGAUAACAUUCUGCCGGCGCGUGGACCAAACUUCUACGGCUGCGGCUGCCAGUACACGAGAUUCGGCUGUUGUCCGGAUAAUUCGACGGCGGCGCGCGGACCGAGCAACGAGGGCUGCGGCUGUCAAUACACGCCUCACGGUUGCUGUCCGAAUCGGUUCACCCCCGCCAGCGGACCCAAUUUCGAGGGAUGCCCGUGUUACACUUAUCAAUUUGGAUGCUGCUCCGACGGCAUUACCAUUGCCAAGGGUUCCCAUGGUCAAGGCUGCGGGUGCGAGAAUACGAAAUACAAAUGCUGCUCGGACGGCCAAACCCCGGCGACAGGACCGAACUUUGCCGGAUGUACUUGCGAAGCUUCGCAGUACGGAUGCUGUCCGGACGGAAUCGAGGAAGCUCAAGGAGAGAACUUUGAGGGUUGUCUUACGGUGCCUUCGAUGCCCGGUGCUGCGUGCAGUUUGAAGAAAGACAGGGGCUCCUGCCGAGACUUCACAGUCAAGUGGUUCUACGACACCGAUUACGGCGGUUGCUCGAGAUUCUGGUACGGAGGCUGCGAGGGUAACGAGAAUCGAUUCAAAACGCAGGAAGAGUGCAAAGAGGUUUGCGUUCAGCCGAAGGGAAAAGCUGCUUGCUUCUUACCGAAGAUCGCUGGUCCUUGCGAAGGAUAUCAUCCGACAUGGUAUUACGAUGCGGGCAGGAAGCAAUGCGGUCAAUUCAUUUACGGCGGUUGCCUUGGUAAUGCUAAUAAGUUCAAAACUAGGGAGGAAUGCGAAGAACUUUGCGUUACGCCGGACGAUGUUGAUGCUUGCGAUCAAUCAAAAGAAACAGGUCCUUGCGCAGGCAACUUUACAAAGUGGUACUUCAAUCAAGAAUCGCAGGCUUGCGAGCAAUUCAUAUACGGUGGUUGCAAAGCGAACGACAACAAUUUCCCGACGGAGAUCGCGUGUCAUCAGCAAUGCUUACAGCCAGGUCGAAGGAAAGAUAGUUGCACAUUGCCGCGGGCGGAGGGUACGUGCACGGAGAAGCAAUCUCGAUGGUACUUUGAUCAAUCGGAGAAUCGCUGCAUGCCAUUCUAUUACACCGGCUGUGGUGGCAAUAAAAAUAAUUUUGAAUCUAGGGACGUAUGCGAGUCUGAUUGUCCGCCCAAGAUCGAACAAGACAUCUGCCUUCUACCCGCUCUCCUGGGUGAGUGUCGCAAUUACACUCAACGAUGGUAUUACGACUCCUACGAGCAGCAUUGCCGACAAUACUAUUACGGUGGAUGUGGCGGGAAUGAGAAUAACUUCGUGAGCGAGCAGGAUUGCGUCAACAGGUGCGAGACGGCCGUUACCACGCCACCCCCGCCGGGGCAACCAAUCGAACAGUUUCGAACAGAAUUCUGUUUCUUGCGCGACGAACACGGUCCGUGCUCCGAGAAUCAGAUCAAAUGGUUCUACGAUAGUCGCGACGGCGUCUGCAAGCAAUUCCGGUACGGCGGCUGUCAGAGCAACGGCAACAACUUCAACACCCGCGAGGAAUGCGAGUAUCGCUGCGGAGAAGUUCAAGAUGCUUGUACGCUACCGAAAGUGAUCGGUCCCUGCAACGGCUUCGUGAAACAGUUCUACUACGACCAAGACAGCGAUUCGUGCUACGAGUUCGAAUACAGCGGCUGUCAAGGCAAUAAGAAUCGCUUCCUGGAUAUAGAAUCCUGCGAGAGGAAGUGCAGGCGACAGCCGGCAGUCGUUACGCCGCCGGAAGUUACUCAAACCACGGUGGUACCGCCGAUCGAAGAACCGAAGAGUCCGAUCUGCUUGGCACCGGUUGAUUCUGGCAAUUGUGACGACUCCAUCACCGCGUAUUAUUACGAUGCGCAACACCAAAUGUGUCAGGCGUUUAUCUACGGCGGCUGCGACGGUAACGCUAAUAAAUUCCAGACCGAAGAACAGUGCGAGCGACUCUGCGGAAAGUUCCACGGACAAGACAUGUGCAACCUUCCCGUGGAUUCUGGCCCGUGCAGAGGCGCUUUCCGCAAAUAUCACUACGAACCGAGCUUACGCGCCUGCCGUGAAUUCAAUUACGGCGGAUGCGACGGUAACGCGAAUAGAUUCAGCACUAUCUCUGAAUGCGAAUCUAUCUGUAUACAUCACGAGGAACCUAUGCCCCCUGGAAACGACACUAGCGUUUCGAAUUUGUCGAUCUGUAAAGAACCGGUCGAUAGCGGAUCUUGCACGUCUGGUUCCACCAAGCGAUUCUACUUCGACGAGGAACGCCAAACAUGUCUGGCGUUCAUUUAUACCGGAUGCGGUGGCAAUCGAAACAGAUUCAAGACUUUCGAAUCAUGCAUUAAUAGUUGUCUUAGGACAAGUAACGAAAUAGACGUGGACUCCAAGGACACGAAAGAUCGCUGCGCGGAGGCCAAGGAAGAAUGUAACAUUGUCCGCUGUCCGUACGGCAAGGAACAAUACGUGGAUUCGCAAGAUUGCGAACGCUGCCGUUGCGUCGAUCCUUGCAGGACAAAGAUCUGCCCUGAAGGUACUCGGUGUGCCAUUACCCUGGUCGCUACGCAAGACGGCACGGAGUACAAUGGCGUUUGUCAAUCGAUCGUUAAACCCGGUCGUUGUCCAAGAGUAUCCAAUAGCACACGGUGCGAGCAAGAAUGCGUUACGGACGCGGAUUGUCCCGGAGAGUGGAAAUGUUGUGACAGCGGCUGCGGUACAUCCUGCUUGGAACCUGCGCCGGAAGAGCCUUUGACAACGACGUCAGUACCCACUGUCACCCCACCGCAAUACGGGGGUGAACCCGCGAUGAUUCAACAACCCGAUGAACCUCGCGUCAGCGCACAGGAGGGCGGUUUCAUCACGUUAAAGUGCGUCGCACUAGGAACUCCCAAACCGAUCAUCACAUGGAGAAAGGAUACCACAUUGAUUGGACCUUCCGAGACGAGACGGCGUAUACUGCUCGAUGGAUCUCUUCAGAUCAUUAAUUUAUACACUUACGACAAAGGAACUUAUGUGUGUACCGCUGACAACGGCUUAGGACCACCGGUAAGAGCGGAGUAUCAAUUGGAAAUCACAGACCCGAGGGAACUCCCGGUCGCCAUCAUCGGAGAGCCCGACACUCGCAUAACGGUGACGAUGAACUCGCCGAUAGCUCUGCAUUGUUACGCAAUGGGAUGGCCGAGGCCAUUUGUCACUUGGUGGCGCGGUGACCGCAUGUUGCCCUUGUUUUCGGAUAAUUACGAGCAGGAUACCGACUAUACCCUUCUGAUACGCUCGGUAACCUUGACCAACCUCGGUAUUUACACCUGCCAAGCGUUCAAUGGCAUAGGUACACCAGCGUCGUGGUCGGCGACUCUGCAGGCAAUCGGGCCCGUCUACAACAUUAAACCUGAGCACGAGGAGUACACCAAGUAUCUCGUACAACCCCCGAAGAGACCCACUACCGAGAAACCGCAGUAUCCUUACAGACCCACUAGAACGCAACCCCCGGAAUAUCAGACUUACGCUCCCGUUCCCUCGAAACCACCUCGUAUUUCUCAUGUUAUCCCUCUUCAAACCACCGUUGAACCCGGUGGAGCCAAGUUCAAAGUGCCGGUCAAAGUUAAUGUAUCGGCAGGACAAUCACAAUUCCCCGAAGGCAGUGACAUAAGUAUCGCUUGUGCCGUGGACGGUUAUCCGAUCCCACGUGUACUCUGGUAUAAGAACGACGAGCUCAUUCAAACCGACAAUCGAAUCAAGAUUUCUGAACUUAAUCGGCUUAUCAUCAGCGAUGCAAAUCAAGAGGACUCCGGCCGAUAUCGAUGCGAAGCAGCCAAUGAAUACUCUUCGGAUUCCGGUAGCGUUGAUAUACGCGUAGCUGGCGUUUUCAUCCAUCCUCAUUGUCAGGACAACACGUUCUUCGCCAACUGCGAACUUAUCGUGGAGGCCAAGUUUUGCACGCACAAGUAUUACGCGAAAUUCUGCUGUCGAUCGUGCACAGAGGCCGGGCAGCUGCCGGCGAGAGGACCCCAUCUCGAUAACUCGAAGAGAAGAAGAAGGAGAUCCGUUCUGCGAAUGCUCGUCUAA
Messenger RNA from Formica exsecta, 8490 nucleotides. It is a transcript of the gene Ppn, whose product is annotated as papilin-like. Gene Ontology annotation, biological process: extracellular matrix organization. Gene Ontology annotation, cellular component: extracellular region. Gene Ontology annotation, molecular function: serine-type endopeptidase inhibitor activity. The record is from RefSeq and is a predicted model, not a curated record. Lineage: Eukaryota; Metazoa; Arthropoda; Insecta; Hymenoptera; Formicidae.